Protomyces lactucae-debilis is the source of this 966-nucleotide messenger RNA. RefSeq lists its product as uncharacterized. Gene Ontology annotation, biological process: mitochondrial respiratory chain complex II assembly. The record is from RefSeq and is a predicted model, not a curated record. NCBI's taxonomy places the organism in Eukaryota, Fungi, Ascomycota, Taphrinomycetes, Taphrinales, Protomycetaceae. The transcript is spliced from 2 exons. The coding region runs from base 312 to 590 and encodes 92 amino acids.
GCGACAUAACGGGAAGAAGUGAGCAAGUAACGUUGCGCACGCGCCAGGUAUCCUAGGUAACGCGCAUUGGAAUCCAAUGAAUCGACUUGGCCUUCAACAAUCUCUGUCUUGACCUCUUUGACUUCCUCUGUCGCUUGCUCGGUGAUGGUCUUGGACAUUGGGCACCACGGAUGGAGUCUGGUAUGUAGGGUGCGCUGUUUUUAUGGUUUUGUGGUUGCUGCCAGGAAUGACGCACAAAGGCCGACACUCGAGCUGCCAUCGCGACAACACAGUGGAUAUUUCCCGGAUCAUAAGCAGUAGAGGCGUUGCAGAUGGCGCGGAGCGGUCUUCAAAUAGAGAUACGGAGUCUCUAUCGUGAAUGCAUGCGGGCAGUCAAUCGCAAACCAGCAGAAACGCAGCCACGGUGGUAUGCUUUCGUAAGGAGACAAUUUGACGAGCACAUGUCCAUCAGGAAGAAGGAUUUCGCGACACUCGAAUGUAAUAUCAUGUUCGCAUGGGCAAAAAGAAGCUUGAAAUGUACAACCAACCCAGCAUCAAGGAUAUUCAUCUAUGAGGACAAGUCGUUUGCGGACUGCUGUGGCAUGCAUUGACUGGGAUCUAGCAUCACGCAGUUGCCUCUCAGUCCGGGUCGAUUAUUCCCGGCUUAGCAUCAUGCAGGCCCAACUCAAGACUGAAAAAGCUUCUGAUGGAUAAGUCGCUUUCGGGCAGCUCUUCGUCUACCAAGCCUGCCUUACAAAGGUUCGCCGGCCAUACACAAGCAUGUCUGAAUAUGCCAUUCUUGUGGCUCCAAGUGAGUGUCAAUGCCGUAUGUUCUGCAGGCUCUGUUCCAGACAUCAAUUGACUGACAAAGACAUCAUGGAGUUCAUCUGUUGCACGACUACGAUGCUCAUUGUCUUCUCUGGCAGUCAAAAGUAGCCUAUACAGCCUCAAGUAGAGACAUGAUCCAUGCAAGUAGAUGCGUGUGCC